This is a messenger RNA of Monascus purpureus, 702 nucleotides long. The record is from the annotation of a GenBank genome assembly. Lineage: Eukaryota; Fungi; Ascomycota; Eurotiomycetes; Eurotiales; Aspergillaceae.
CGAGGAACCUCGAUUCCUGGCAGCAUAACAUGAUUCUUCAUAUGAUAUGCAGCAAGAAAGCACUUACGAUAUCACAAAUUGCCCAGGCAGCAAAAUGUAGCGAACGCUCCGCCACUAGGAUACGCAGGAAGAUGAGAUUAUUCGGCAGCGCAAGAUCUCCCCCAGUCCGUGUCGGCCGACCGCCGACCAUUACUCCCGUGAUGCUUGAUGCCCUCCUUGAUCACCUCACCAGAAAAACAAACCCUAUACGUUGAAGAGAUGGCCAUCUACUUAUGGGACGAAUUUGGUGUUCUGCCUUCGCCGUCCAGUGUCAAACGUGCCCUUGCCAGUGCCGGAUGGACCAGGAAGAAGGCCCAGCAAAAAGCAAGGGAACAGAAUCCUGAACUACGGGAUUUCUACCAGCAUAAACUAUCUGAGUUCCGUUCCUACCAUUUGGUAUUUGUUGACGAAUCGGGGUGUGAUAAGCGGGUGGGAUAUCGACGGAGUGGGCGAACGCUACCAGAUACUACCGGCAUACACACAGGACGGCAUCUUAUUAUCCCGCAUAUUUACAGGGUCAACGGAUGCUAAAUUUUUUGAAUCCUUUCUUGAGCAACUGCUGCAGCAUUGUGGGAGAUGGCCAGAGCCGAAAUCGGUACUUGUUAUGGAUAAUGCAUUGUUCCACCAUUUGGAUCGAGUCAAGCAGCUGUGCGCUGAUGCAGG